Messenger RNA from Zingiber officinale, 2400 nucleotides. RefSeq names its product trifunctional UDP-glucose 4,6-dehydratase/UDP-4-keto-6-deoxy-D-glucose 3,5-epimerase/UDP-4-keto-L-rhamnose-reductase RHM1-like. The record is from RefSeq and is a predicted model, not a curated record. NCBI's taxonomy places the organism in Eukaryota, Viridiplantae, Streptophyta, Magnoliopsida, Zingiberales, Zingiberaceae. The transcript has 3 exons. Gene Ontology annotation, biological process: nucleotide-sugar metabolic process. Bases 177 to 2174 code for a protein of 665 amino acids. Gene Ontology annotation, molecular function: dTDP-glucose 4,6-dehydratase activity.
UCUUUCGGUUUUUUUUGGCGAUGGCCGGUGGAUGGAAUCCCCUAUUUAACCGCCACACACAUCGGCCGACCCUCCUCACCGCCGCCGCAGUCUCGCGCUCCACCGUCUCCAUCCGCAGUUCACCCCUAUCAAGUCCUAUGAUCUAGAUCAGGUGCUUCCGGGCUGGGGCGGCGAGCAUGACGAGCUACACGCCCAGGAGCAUCCUCAUCACUGGCGCAGCGGGGUUCAUCGCCUCCCACGUCGCCAACCGCCUUGUCCGAAACUAUCCCCACUACAAGGUGGUGGUCCUCGACAAGCUCGACUACUGCUCCAACCUCAACAACAUCAAUCCCUCCCGUUCCUCCCCCAACUUCAAGUUUGUCAAGGGUGACAUCGCCAGCGCCGACCUCGUCCAGUUCCUCCUCCUCACCGAGUCCAUCGACACCAUCAUGCACUUCGCCGCCCAGACCCAUGUCGACAACUCCUUUGGCAACUCCUUCGAGUUCACCAAGAACAACAUCUACGGCACCCACGUCCUGCUCGAGGCCUGCAAGGUCACAGGCCAGAUACGCCGCUUCAUCCAUGUCAGCACCGACGAGGUCUACGGCGAGACCGACGAGGACGCGGUGGUGGGCAACAACGAGGCGUCGCAGAUGCUUCCCACCAACCCCUAUUCCGCCACCAAGGCCGGCGCGGAGAUGCUUGUCAUGGCCUACGGCCGCUCCUACGGCCUCCCCGUUAUCACCACCCGCGGCAACAACGUCUACGGGCCCAACCAGUUCCCGGAGAAACUUAUCCCUAAAUUCAUCCUCCUCGCGAUGACGGGCCAACCGCUCCCCAUCCACGGCGAUGGGUCCAAUGUGAGGAGCUACCUCUACUGCGAAGACGUCUCCGAGGCCUUCGAAGUCGUCCUCCAUCGAGGCGAGAUCGGCCAUGUCUACAACAUCGGCACCAAGAAGGAGCGGACGGUGAUCGAUGUGGCCAGGGAUAUCUGCGGGCUCUUCGAUUUGGACCCGGGCACGCACAUCAAGUUCGUCGACAACCGGCCCUUCAACGACCAGAGGUAUUUUCUCGACGAUCAAAAGCUAAAGAACCUGGGCUGGUCCGAACGGACCACGUGGGAGGAGGGGCUGCGGAAGACGACGGAGUGGUACACCAGCAACCCCCAUUGGUGGGGUGACGUCUCCGGCGCGUUGGUGCCCCAUCCCCGGAUGCUGAUGAUCCCUGGAAUCAACGGGCAGGAAGCCUCCAAAGACGAGAAUCCCCAAAGCAGCGGCACUUUCAAUCAAACUGGAAUGCUGGUCCGUGCUCCCAAGAACACUAAACCUUCUCUCAAGUUCUUGAUUUAUGGGAGGACAGGAUGGAUUGGCGGCCUGCUCGGGAAGAUAUGCGAGCAGAAGGGCAUCCCGUUCGAGUACGGAAAAGGGCGUCUCCAAGAGCGCUCGCAGCUCGAAUUCGACAUCCAGUCCGUGAAGCCGACGCACGUUCUUAAUGCUGCAGGCGUGACUGGAAGGCCCAACGUCGACUGGUGUGAGUCUCACAAGACGGAGACGAUCCGCUCCAACGUGGUGGGCGCUCUUACUCUCGCGGAUGUCUGCAGGGAGCAUCGAUUGCUCUUCCUCAAUUAUGCUACUGGAUGCAUCUUCGAGUACGAUGAUUCACAUCCAGAAGGAUCAGGCACCGGCUUCAAGGAAGAAGACAAGCCCAAUUUCACUGGCUCAUUCUACUCAAAGACUAAAGCGAUGGUCGAAGAACUCCUCGGGGAGUAUGACAAUGUGUGCACGCUGCGCCUCCGAAUGCCGAUCUCAUCAGACCUUAAGAACCCGCGCAACUUCAUCACCAAGAUCACCCGCUACAACAAAGUGGUGAACAUCCCGAACAGCAUGACCAUUUUGGACGAGCUCCUGCCGAUAUCCAUCGAGAUGGCAAAGAGGAACUGUCGAGGCAUUUGGAACUUCACAAACCCUGGUGUGGUCAGCCACAAUGAGAUCCUGGAGAUGUACAACAAGUACAUUGACCCCAGCUUUGAGUGGGUUAACUUCACCCUGGAAGAGCAGGCCGAGGUGAUUGUUGCCCCACGGAGCAACAACGAGAUGGAUGCUUCAAAGCUGAAGAAAGAGUUCCCUGAGCUACUCUCCGUCAAGGAAUCACUCAUCAAGUAUGUCUUCGAGCCCAACAGCAAGCUCCACAAUUGAAUCAAAGUUUUUGAUCUUUGUUAUUGGUACGUAUACAGUCAGGGCAAUCUGACCUUGGCUUUUGUGAUCAUAAUAAGUACUGUAACUUUCAUUACUUAGCCGACUGAACUCCAACCUGAUUGUCACUGCCCUCUGAUAUUCUACUGCUGCAGUGCUUGUCGUAUUGCUUGUUUCUUGUAAUCCACAGAUUUUCUUUGUGCAUGGGAAAUGCAUCAAUAAUUCUAAA